Molecule: messenger RNA, 3217 nt
Organism: Ornithorhynchus anatinus (platypus)
Lineage: Eukaryota; Metazoa; Chordata; Mammalia; Monotremata; Ornithorhynchidae
Product: GATOR complex protein WDR24
Exons: 17
Coding region: 281-3199 (972 amino acids)
Biological process (GO): positive regulation of TOR signaling
Molecular function (GO): protein binding
Source: RefSeq, a predicted model, not a curated record
AACUUCCGCCCGUCGGCUGCCGGUGUCCUCGGCCGAGGUCCGGAGCGCCUGGGUCCAUCGUCCCCUGGGACCGGUCGCUUCCGUCGGGGCACGUGUCGCAGCCGUCCAGACCCAGGAAGACGGUGAAAUCGGACAUCGCCACCCGGAUCCUGGCCCGGCUCCGGCCGCCCGCCGGGAGCCCCUCGACCCUGGAGAGGCGGCUGCGGGGGUCCCCCGAGCCCGUGACGGGAGCCCGCCCCGGCGACCGCGUGACGCCCGCUCCCCCCAGCCCCGCCGAACCAUGGAGAAGAUGGCCAGGGUCACCACGGCCCUGGGGGGCAACACCAUCACGGGCCGGACCAUGUUCUGCCACCUGGACGCCCCGGCCAACGCCAUCAGCGUGUGCCGCGCCGCCGCCCAGGUGGUGGUGGCGGGCCGGAACAUCUUCAAGAUCUUCGCCAUCGAGGAGGAGCAGUUCACCGAGAAGCUGAACCUGCGGGUGGGCCGCAAGCCCUCGCUCAACUUUAGCUGCGCCGACGUGGUGUGGCACCAGAUGGACGAGAACCUGCUGGCCACGGCGGCCACCAACGGCGUGGUGGUCACCUGGAACCUGGGCAAGCCGUCCCGCAACAAGCAGGACCAGCUGUUCACGGAGCACCGGCGCACCGUCAACAAGGUCUGCUUCCACCCCACCGAGGCCUACAUGCUCCUCAGCGGCUCCCAGGACGGCUACAUGAAGUGCUUUGACCUGCGCAAGAAGGACUCGGUCAGCACGUUUUCGGGCCAGUCGGAGAGCGUGCGGGAUGUGCAGUUCAGCAUCCGCGACUAUUUCACGUUCGCCGCCACCUUCGAGAACGGCAACGUGCAGCUGUGGGACAUCCGGCGGCCGGACCGCUACGAGAGGAUGUUCACCGCCCACAACGGCCCCGUCUUCUGCUGCGACUGGCACCCCGAGGACAGGGGCUGGCUGGCCACCGGCGGGCGCGACAAGAUGGUGAAGGUGUGGGACAUGAGCACCAACCGGGCCAAGGAGAUCUACUGCGUGCAGACCAUCGCCUCGGUGGCCCGGGUCAAGUGGCGGCCCGAGUGCAAGCACCACCUGGCCACGUGCUCCAUGAUGGUGGACCACAACAUCUACGUGUGGGACGUGCGGCGGCCCUACAUCCCGGCCGCCAUGUUCGAGGAGCACCGCGACGUGACCACGGGCAUCGUGUGGCGGCACCCGCACGACCCCUACUUCCUGCUGUCGGGCUCCAAGGACAGCACCCUGUACCAGCACAUCUUCAAGGACGCCAGCCAGCCGGUGGAGCGGGCCAACCCCGAGGGGCUGUGCUACGGGCUCUUCGGCGAUCUGGCCUUCGCCGCCAAGGAGACCCUGGUGGCGGCCGACGCGGGCCGCCGGCCCUACCCGGGCGACCGGCGCCAGCCCAUCUUCUUCAAGCGCCGGCUGGAUCCGGCCGAGCAGUCGGAGGCCGUCUCGUCCAGCGCCCUGAGCGUCUUCGAGACGGAGCCGGGCGGCGGGGGCGGCGGCGUGGCCUGGUUCGUGGAGACCGCCCGGCGCUACGCCCUGGCGGGCCGGCCCCUGGCCGAGCUGUGCGACCACAACGCCAAGGUGGCCCGGGAGCUCAACCGCAAUCAGGUGGCUCAGACGUGGACCAUGCUGAGAAUCAUCUACUGCAGCACCCCCGGCCCCGGGCCCGCCUCCGUCAACUUGAGCCACAGCCUCGGCAAGGGCAGCGUCGGCCUACCGCUCCUCAGCAGCUUCAACCUGAAGGACCUGCCCGCCGGCCUGGGUGGCGAGGCCCGCCUGGACCGGAGCAAAGGGGAGAACCGGAGCGAGAGCGUCUUGCUGGACUCUUCCACCACCCUCAUCGCCAACGACGAAAACGAAGAGACGGAAGGCAGCGACGUCCCCGCCGACUACCUGCUGGGAGAUGUGGACGGGGAUGAGGACGAGCUGUACCUGAUGGAUCACGAGAAUGCCCCCGGGGAGGAGGCGGAGUACGUGCUGCCGCAGGAGGCCUUCCCGCUGCGUCACGAGAUCGUGGACAACCCGGCCGGGCCGGACCACCUGCAGGACAAGGCCGACUCGCCCCACGUCAGCGGCAACGAGGCGGAGACGGUGUCCCUGACGCCCGUGGAAUCCUUCUCGCUCAUAUCCAUCUCCCACGCCCUGUACGAGAGCCGCCUGCCCCCGGACUUCUUCAGCCCCACCGUCCGCGCCAUGCUGCGCUUCUACGCCGCGCAGGGCGACGUGCAGACCGCCGCCUCCGUGCUCAUCGCGCUGGGCGAGCGCGUCCGCAAAGAGAUCGACGAACAGACCCAGGAGCACUGGUACACCUCCUACAUCGACCUGCUGCAGCGCUUCCGGCUCUGGAACGUCUCCAAUCAAGUCAUUAAGCUGAGCACCUGCCGGGCCAUCACCGGCCUGAACCAGGCCUCCACCACCCUGCAUAUCAACUGCAGCAACUGCAAGCGGCCCAUGAGCAACAAGGGCUGGAUCUGCGACAGGCAGCAGGACGGUCCGCCGUUGCUGGCCGAGGAGGAGCGCUGCACGGUGGAGCGCAGGGUCGACCUCACCUUCUCCGAGUUCGUCCACCGGUACGCCUUCUCCAAGCCGGUCAUCCUGCAGGGGCUCACGGACAAUUCGCUGUUCCGGGACCUCUGCUCCAGGGACCGGUUGCUGGCGGCGUUUGGAGAGCGCCCGGUGCGCCUGAGCACGGCCAACACCUACUCCUACCAGAAAGUGGACCUGCCUUUCCGGGAGUACGUGCGUCACCUGCUGCGGCCUCAGGACCCGCAGGCCCUGGGCAGCGAGACGCUGUACUUCUUCGGCGACAAUAACCUCACCGAGUGGGGGCCGCUGCUGCGGCGCUACCUGCCGCCCCCGUUCCGGCUCCCGGGCACCACGGCGGCCUACAGCUUCGGGAUCGCAGGGGCCGGCUCCGGGGUGCCCUUCCACUGGCACGGGCCCGGCUACUCGGAGGUGAUCUUCGGCCGAAAGCGCUGGUUCCUGUAUCCCCCGGAGGAGACCCCCGACUUCCAUCCCGACCGCACCACCCUGUCGUGGCUGCUGGACACCUACCCGAGGCUGCCGGCCGGGGCGCGGCCCCUGGAGUGCACCAUCCGCCCGGGCGAGGUGCUGUAUUUCCCAGACCGCUGGUGGCAUGCUACCCUGAAUCUGGACACCAGCGUCUUCAUCUCCACCUUCUUGGCCUAGGGUGCGGGGAGGGGGGGC